AUGGUUGGCUCCAAAACUGCGCUCGGGUCUUCGAAGAAGAUGGAUUCCACCCCCACCUCAUCAACAUCUCACAAGCGAAAGAGAGAUAUCGACGGCUCGAAUGCGAUCACCCCAACACCAACCAAGAAACACAAGAAGCGCGAGAGCCUCUCCGCUGUGUCGCCUACCGAUGAUGGGAGCAGCAAGAAGCGGAAACGACUGAAGGAUGCACUUCAAGGUGGUAAUUCCGAGGGUUCGUCUCGGAAGGAAGGUGCUGGCUCGCCAGAACGCCGCAAACAGGCUGCUGCAGACCCGAACGACCCAGUCGGUAAAGCUGGAAGGAAGUUGAAGGAUGGCAAGCGAAAGGGUUCUGGGAAAAAGACUCAAUCAACUGAUGAGUCCGCACCCGUGAACGCUGAGUCCGAGGACCUUAAGGGAGCGAAUGAGUCUUCCGAGGACGAGGACCAGCGCAAGUCCUCGAAAAACAAACAUGCGGGGAUCCUGUCCAAGUUCGAGCGGACGAAGACGGCGGCAAGCGCGAAGGCGAAGAAAGCGAAACCUGAGACUGGAGAAGCCGAAGAGCCCGCUGAGAUGACUGUCGCUCCAGUGAUCGCACAGGGCCUGGAACCAUUGCCGCAGCCAGAGAACCCGCCUGAGGUGCAGGAAACGCCUGCCUACUCUUCCCUGCCUACCUGGCUAGCGAAUCCUCUGCGUACUUCGGCAAGCGAGCGAGCCAAUUUCGCGGACAUGGGCAUCAAACCCGAUCUUCAACGCAUCCUCGAACAAAACAACUACAAGGAGGCAUUCGCUGUACAGUCGACGGUUAUUCCUCUCCUUCUGGACGGUAGCAAAAACCAUCCAGGUGACCUGUGUAUCAGUGCUGCGACAGGCUCUGGAAAAACGCUUUCCUACGUGCUGCCACUGGUCACAUCUCUGACUCCCAGACCCGCGUCAAGACUGCGGGGCCUUAUCGUUGUGCCCACGAGAGAACUGGUCAAGCAGGCACGCGAAGCCUGCGAGCUCUGUGCCUCUGGAUCACGUCUUCAUAUCGGAAGUGCCGUGGGUAAUGUGGCCAUCAAAGAAGAGCAGAAACUUCUGAUGAGAGUCGAUCAAAUAUACAAUCCCGCAACUGUCGCGCAACGGGAGAAGGCCGGGUUGCAGGGAAACGACUGGAUGGAUUUCAGCCUCGAAGACUGUGUGGGCGAAGCGAUCGACUCCAACGAAUCUUUGCCUGGCUAUAUUCAGCAAGCACAGCCAAAUGUCGAUAUUCUUAUCUGUACUCCCGGCCGACUGGUGGACCACAUCCGCUACACUAAAGGAUUUACUCUUACCCAUCUCGAGUGGCUGGUGAUUGACGAGGCUGAUCGUCUGCUGAAUGAGAGUUUUCAGGAAUGGGUGGAUGUGGUAAUUAGAUCGCUGAACUCACGACAAGCACCAGAGACCUUUGGCCCCGGAGGUAAACUUCUCUCUGACCUCGGACUUCCGAUCGAUACCCUACCCCCCCGAAAGGUGAUCCUGAGUGCGACCAUGACUCGGGACAUCACCAAACUCAAUUCCUUGCGUCUGAACAACCCCAAGAUGGUCAUCAUUGGUGCUGAGGAUGCCGCGGAUGCCGCGAAUCUGUCUGCUACCCAUCCUGAUGCACAUUUCACUCUGCCGCCGACAUUGCAGGAGCAUAUUGUUGCUGUGGGUGAUGCAUCCCAGAAGCCGCUUUAUCUCCUCCGCCUCCUGCUAUCACAUAUCAAGGUCGGUGUGGAGAAUCCUGCGCGUGCAAGCCUAGGCGCUUCCAAGGAGUCCGACUCCGAAAGCAGCAGCUCGGAUGACACUAGCUCGGAUGAUAGUAGCUCAGAUGAGUCUUCUGAUGAGGAUGCAACUUCGUCAUCUGGCUCCGACUCGGAUUCAGAAUCAGACUCGUCGACUUCUGAUUCCGAAUCUUCUAGCGAUUCUUCUUCAGACGAAUCGUCUGAUUCCGAGGAUAAAUCUAUCGGUCUUGUCCUUUCAGCUGGUUCUCCCCGUACGACUGUCCUCAUUUUCACCAAAUCCUCCGAGUCCGCAUCACGUCUGUCUCGACUCAUUUCGAUUCUUCACCCCCCACUUGCGAACCGCGUGGGAACUAUCAUAAAAUCGAACAAAUCGUCUGCAUCCCGCAAGACGCUGGCAGCCUACCGCCGCGGCCGUAUUUCGGUAAUUGUCGCUACUGACCGUGCUUCGCGUGGUCUUGACCUACAAUCUUUGACUCAUGUCGUCAACUACGAUAUUCCGCCCAGUGUCACUACCUACGUGCAUCGCGUUGGCCGUACUGCCCGUGCAGGUCGCGAGGGCUCUGCAUGGUCUCUGGUCGCCCACCGCGAAGGACGAUGGUUCUCCAAUGAAAUCGCGGCUAGUGUUGACGGACGCAUCACCCGCACUACCAGCAUUGACCGAGUCCAUGUGAAGCUGGAUGAUCUGAAGUCACUCCAGCUGAAGUAUGCGACAGCGUUGGACAAGCUGGAAAAGGAGGUGAAAGUGGACAGGGCUCGUCCAUCCAAGCGGGCCUAA
Messenger RNA from Penicillium canariense, 2517 nucleotides. Its product is annotated as putative ATP-dependent RNA helicase DBP6. Gene Ontology annotation, molecular function: nucleic acid binding; RNA helicase activity; ATP binding. The record is from RefSeq and is a predicted model, not a curated record. Gene Ontology annotation, cellular component: nucleus. The transcript has a single exon. NCBI's taxonomy places the organism in Eukaryota, Fungi, Ascomycota, Eurotiomycetes, Eurotiales, Aspergillaceae. Bases 1 to 2517 code for a protein of 838 amino acids.